AGAAAACAUGCGUAGAGAAGUGAGGUUAGGUCAUUGCAUGGUGGAUUGUGCAGUAAACAAAAAUUUGAAUAAAACAGAAUAAAUUAUUAAUAACAAAUUAAACAAAUUUGAUUUUGCAAUGGGACAAAAAGGAAAAAAACGACCGAAGAGUUUAAACCCUGCAAACGAAGAAAGUUCGCCUAAAAAGCUAAAAAAUGAAAGAAACACCACGAAUGAUUCAGAGGACGAAAUUUCUCACGAAAGUGUUGAAGUCGAGAAUGACUCCAGUUUGAAAGGUAAAAAAAGCAAAAAGUCGAAAAAAGAGAAGACUGAAUCAACCAAUGUAAAAAUGGACGAAUCAAAUGAAGAAAUAAAUGAUAGUGAAUCGCAAAAGAAAAAGAAAUCGAAGAAAGAGAAAAGAAAAUUAAAAGAGCAUAGAGAAGCAAUCGAAGUCACACAAAAUGUAGAAGAAACUGAAAAUAUUAAAGUUAAAAAGAAGAAAAAGAAAUCCAAGGAAGAAAAAAGUAAGGUCGAAAUAGAAGCAAAAGAAGAAUCUGCCGAAAAUGGAGAAGAAAACGAUGUUGUUACCAAGAAAAAGAAAAAACCUUCCAAACGACAGUUGAAAAAGGAAAAGCAGGAACUGAGGGAAAAGGAAAAACGUGAGGCAACCAAAAAUGAAUCUGCAACAAAAGCUUUGAACUACGUUUCCAAGUGGAAGCAUGCGAAAAGCGAAUGGAAAUUUGAGAAAGUGAAGCAGAUCUGGCUAGUAAAUAAUCUUUUUGAUGAAAACCUAGUGACCGAAAAAUUCUAUCCAACUGUUCUGGAAUAUUUUGAAGGAUGUAAAGGAAUGGUCAAGGAUCAACUGGUAAAAAAAGCUAUGGAAGUAAUAAAAAAAAUAGAGGAAGUAGUUGAAGAAUCCGAAGACGCAGUGGAAUCCAUAGAAUACCAGAGAGCCAGACAAUUAUUGCAAGCUUUGCCGACAGAGACUUGAAAAUUAAUACAAAUAUGAAUGGAAUAGUUGAAUUUGGUGCUUUUUUUAACAUUUGUAGAGAAAGAUACAAAGUGACAUCAUUUUUUUCCGCUGGGGAUUCCUUUAUGAACAAAACUGCAUCUAUUUAUAUUAAUCCGUUGUACAAAAUUAUUGUAUCGAAACUUUUAAAAUAUAUUUUACAUUGUGAGGAACGAAA
Molecule: messenger RNA, 1166 nt
Organism: Belonocnema kinseyi
Lineage: Eukaryota; Metazoa; Arthropoda; Insecta; Hymenoptera; Cynipidae
Exons: 3
Coding region: 119-970 (283 amino acids)
Source: RefSeq, a predicted model, not a curated record